AUGAGUUCGAAUCCGAUCGACAUCAUAAUCGGUAUCGAUCUAUUCGGCACGCUCGUUCUCGACGGUGUUCGAAAAGGUUCCGAACAUGAGCCUACCGCGCAAAAUACUACUCUCGACUGGAUUCUGUCUGGACCAAUAGCCUCGUUUCCGACCUCUGAGUCAAUUUCUGCGUUUGCGCAUCACGAAGUCAGUAUUGAGAUUCUCGAUCGUGAUCUACUUUGCUUCUGGGAAAUCGAGGAAGUACCUCAGGAAGCUCCGCGGAGCCCUGAAGAACAUCAGUGCAAAGAGCACUUCAAAGCCACACAUUCCCAUUACGAAACCCUCGGUCAUAUAAUCGAAAGUCCACCGACGGAAAUCAUCAAAUCAGAGCAAAACUAUUACAUUCCGCAUCAUGUUGUCUUAUGUGAUAGCAGUGCAACCACCCGCUUACGAGUGGUCUUCAGUGCUUCAUGCCGCACCUCAAACGGAACGUCGUUGAACGACCAUAUUAUCGUUGUCCCUAAACUCCAGAAGGAUUUAGCCACUGUUAUAAUGUAG
Messenger RNA from Trachymyrmex septentrionalis, 537 nucleotides. RefSeq lists its product as uncharacterized. The record is from RefSeq and is a predicted model, not a curated record. The transcript is spliced from 2 exons. Lineage: Eukaryota; Metazoa; Arthropoda; Insecta; Hymenoptera; Formicidae. The coding region runs from base 1 to 537 and encodes 178 amino acids.